AUGGAGACAGAGAAGUCUGAGCUCAAGCUGCCUGUCAGUUCGGUUUCCGGUAUCGCCAAGUACCCUGUGUUACCAGAGAAGCGGAAUCUGAAGCUCCUGAAGAGCCAGAACAUCAAUGUGAACUGGUACAUGUACUGUCCCGAGGGCUCCGUGAUUUUGCUCUCCACCACAGUGCUUGGAAAUGUGCUGCAGCCCUUCUACUUCCGGGCUGGCACCAUGUCGAAGCUGCCCAAGUUUGAGACUGAAUUACCAGCUGCCCCAAAGUCAACUAAACUGAGCCUCUCGGAGAGAGACAUUGCCAUGGCGACAAUAUACGGCCAGCUGUACGUUCUCUUCCUGAGGCAUCAUUCGCAGGCCUCCAACAGUGCUGGAGCAGAGGUGGUCCUGUAUCACCUCCCACAAGAAGGUGCCUGUAAAAAGAUGCACAUAUUGAAGUUAAACCGGACGGGGAAGUUUGCCCUAAAUGUGGUGGACAACCUGGUCGUGGUUCAUCAUCAGGACACAGAAACAUCGGUUAUAUUUGAUAUCAAGCUGAGGGGGGAAUUCGACGGCUCUGUUAUUCUGCAUCACCCGGUGCUCCCAGCUCGAUCCAUCCAGCCCUAUCAGAUCCCCGCAGCAGUGUUGACAGAGUCAGACAGAGCGACGUUGUCCGUGAUAGCCACCAUCUUUGACAAACUCAACCAGGAGUAUAAGAAGUACCCGGACACUGAGCAGUUACACAAUCACCCAAGCCCUUCUGGAGUGGUCCUGUUCUUGGCGCUGGUGUUCCGGGCCGAGGCAGCAGCAGGUCUGAUCUCGGAGGGCAGUCUCUGCUCACAGCAUCUAGGAAUUUGGUCUUUUUGGAUUGACUGCAAACAUGCCGUUAUCCAGAAGACGACUGAGAUCCUGUCUGUGGUUUGUGUGCAGGCCAUGGAGGCGGGGCAGAGCCGGAGUGGCCCGCUGCUCAGGAGGCCGGUGCGCACCCAGGCCGUGGUCGACCACUCGGACAUGUACACCCAUGUUCUGUCGGUGUUCACGGAGAAGAAGGAGACGCCGCACAAAUUCGUGAUCGCUGUGCUCAUGGAGUACAUCCGCUCCCUAAACCAGUUUCAGAUCACAGUACAGCAUUACCUACACGAGCUGGUCAUCAGGACACUCGUCCAGCACAGCCUCUUCUCCACGCUGCACCAGCUCCUGCAGUACCAUGUCCUCAGCGACUCCAAGCCUUUGCGACUUUCCACAGCAAAUGAUGAAAUAGUAGAAGUUCUCCUUUCCAAACACCAAGUGUUAGCUGCCUUAAGGUUCAUCCGGGGCAUUGGUGGCCAUGAUAACAUCUCUGCGUGGAAGUUUCUAGAUGCUGCAAAGCAGAGUGAAGACCACAUGCUUUUCUACACGAUAUUCCAGUUUUUUCAACAGCGCAACCAGCGUCUGCGAGGGAACCCUAGUUUCACACCAGGAAAACACUGUGAAGAACAUGUCGCUUUUUUCAAACAAGUUUUCGGAGACCAAGCUCUAAUGAGGCCUACAACGUUCUGA
This is a messenger RNA of Budorcas taxicolor (takin), 1515 nucleotides long. RefSeq names its product regulator of MON1-CCZ1 complex-like. Lineage: Eukaryota; Metazoa; Chordata; Mammalia; Artiodactyla; Bovidae. Gene Ontology annotation, biological process: regulation of autophagy. Gene Ontology annotation, cellular component: late endosome membrane; lysosomal membrane; Mon1-Ccz1 complex. The record is from RefSeq and is a predicted model, not a curated record. The transcript is spliced from 14 exons. Bases 1 to 1515 code for a protein of 504 amino acids.